Messenger RNA from Dermacentor andersoni, 2160 nucleotides. RefSeq lists its product as uncharacterized. The record is from RefSeq and is a predicted model, not a curated record. Lineage: Eukaryota; Metazoa; Arthropoda; Arachnida; Ixodida; Ixodidae.
CGCAUGUGACCGCACCCAAUUUUAGAAAUAUGAGCAAACUGCCCUGCGACAUCCUUGGAGAAAGCACCUUCGGAAGCGCAAUGUAUUAUGUGAAGAUUGCGAUAGCCGCAUUUUGCAUUGUUGUGGUUUGUGGAAACAAGUGUCCGAACUGCAGUUCUUCGGAAUGCGGCCCCAACGAAGAGAGAGUGAAAGGUCAUCCCCGCCGGGACAGGUUCUGCAGGCCACACGUGACGCCUCGCGACGUACUCACGAGACGGCGCAGUUGCGUCUGCAAGCGGGGUUACGUCCGCAACUCCUGGGAAGAGUGCGUCGGCGUGAGACAGUGCACCAGGUGCAAGUGCCGACCGCAGAAGGACUGGAACCUCUGUGCGUCGGGCUGCCCCCCGCGCUGCAACGAGCCCAUUGCCCAAAUGUGCCGCACGAAGUGCAGUCCCGGGUGUGACUGCCCUCCCGGUUGGGUGGUAGACUCAAGGGACAAGACAAGGUGCGUCAAGGUCCAAAGAUGUUCGCCACAGUGUCCUCCUCACUCGAAAUACCAGCAGUGCUCGUCCACCUGCGCGCCCAGCUGCGUCAGAAGUGCGGCCAACAAAAAUUGUGUCACCCGCUGCUACACUGGCAGCUGCGUGUGCCACGAGGGCUACUACGAGUUAUUGCGAAACGGCGAGAAAGCCUGCGUGACAAAAGAGGAGUGCUCCCGGUUCAUGAGACCGGCGACGACGAUAGCCGGAAGAAACGAAAUCGAGUAUAUAGGCGGCGGAGCCCGUGCACCUGUCGUCCUGUUCCCCGCCGGUAAAUCUGAAAUCUCCGGGCACACAUCUAGCGGUACAAGUAAAACGACCGGUCAUCAAAAAACAGCUGGUGGUACGGGAUGCCAUUUGCCAACGAUUCAUCUGAGAUUGCGUCAAGGUAGCGCGGGACACCGCUUGGAACUUGUAAGGAUAGGGCAAGAAGGUACAACUGCAACUGGCACAACGGCCAGUGAACCUCCUGCUGUUUCGACUGCAACUCAGGGCGCACCUUCAGUGAAUACCGCAGGGCACGGCUCAGAGGUUGUUGCAAGACGUCGAGAGAGUGUAGCUACAAUGAUCUCUAGGCCGCCAUCCUUACCCAGUAUAUUAAGAUACCCUCAAUCUACGCCACAACCUGGUGGCGUGGGUUUGCAUGCUGCCGGAGCACGGCUGGAGAGUGCAACAGCAAUUACUGCCGCGGUAACUCCUUCGCCUGGUGUAUUUACAAACCCUAUCCUUCAACCGUCUGUUGGCGGCGCAACCACCUCCUUGGCCGGCACAGGUCUACGUCAAGGCAUGCCCGGUGGCAUCGGCUAUGGGCCAGGCGGCACAGCCGCAAUUACCGCUAGGACACCUCAGGCAGCCGGCGUGUUGCCAUUGCCUCAGAUUGCACCACCCCUCGGCAGUGAACCCGGUCACUUAGGUGUUACAUCUUCUCACCAGCCUGGUGCAUUCUUGCCUGGUGCAUUCUUGUCUGGCACGCCAACCCUUCCCACAACAGUUGGCAUCGGAGGGCAUAGACUAGGUCACCCACCGUUCGAUGAGGAUCUAGACGUUGGGGAAGAACAACCACUACCAACAACCUUAAUGAUUCCACCAAAUAUGCAGCCUAUUCCUCCGUCUCUAUAACUCUCGGUGAAGAAGCAGUGCAUUUCUCCCACGAAUGACAUCACAGCUAUAAAAUGCACUGGAAAGGAGCCUGUGUAGCCAAAGCCUGAUAUUUUCGAGGAAAGAAAAAUGGCAGUCAAGUGACUUCGUGUUGUUCCGCCAGAUUUUAUGAAGUUUAUCAAACGAAACUAGGCCGCCAUUCAUAAUUCCCAUGUUAACUAAUGCAUUACGUAUUGUGAAAUUACGUAUUGUGAAAUUACGUAUUGUGAAACACAUGUAUGGGUUAUCGCAGCCAUUGGGUGAGUGACAAGCUCUAGCAGAGUCGACCGCCCUGUUUAGGAGCUUCUGCCUCUGACACAAACUGAAAGAGAGACAAAUUAGGUUACAAAUAUGUAUGUUGAUGUUAAUUUCUCAUCAAUAAAAACAGGAGCUGUUUAGUCGGUCGUAUCGAGUCCUGAAGAGUGGCCAGAGUUACUGUGCUGCUGUUUCCUUCCACUACUGAUUCGUCUGUUUUGGGUUAAAAGUAAAAUGAAAUUCUAUUUUU